AUGGAUGAUUCGUCCAUUUCGUUUGCUACUCCAUCGCUAACAUCUCUCCAACCGAGCAGUAUCAACUUCCUCCUCACAGGGAACAGCAAUUCCCAUCCCAUCCCAGGCCUUACACCCAACACCCUACACAUGCGUGUCAAACAGGGCAGCAAGAUCCACAAUUUACUACGUAUUGUAACAGCUCGCUUCCAAGGUGACAGAGACAAUAAUAGGAUAAGACAGGUGGUGUUCACUGGCUCAGGCAGAGGAAUCACAAAGACAAUCACUUGUGUGGAAAUCCUGAAACGCAGCGUGGCAGGUCUGCAUCAGCUGUCCAAAGUUUACUACAAGAGAGCAAACCAAGAUUCACAACGGGAAACUCCAUCUCAAGUGUUGGAGAAAAGGAUUCCUGCCAUCUGGAUCCUGCUCUCUAAAGAUCCUCUGGAUCCACUGGAGCCCGGCUAUCAAGCCCCACAGAGAGCCCCCCCAGAGAGUUCUGGUGGUCUGCUGCCAGCCGGUCCUUCACCAAAGCACAAGAGACUCUGUUUGGAUGGGCAGAUUGAAAGUCAUCUCUAA
Messenger RNA from Oryzias melastigma (Indian medaka), 555 nucleotides. RefSeq names its product ribonuclease P protein subunit p25-like protein. Gene Ontology annotation, molecular function: RNA binding. Lineage: Eukaryota; Metazoa; Chordata; Actinopteri; Beloniformes; Adrianichthyidae. Gene Ontology annotation, biological process: tRNA 5'-leader removal. Gene Ontology annotation, cellular component: ribonuclease MRP complex. The transcript has a single exon. The record is from RefSeq and is a predicted model, not a curated record. Bases 1 to 555 code for a protein of 184 amino acids.